AUGGAGAGAUCAUCCUCAAUGAAACAAUGGAAGAAAGGUCCAGCUCGUGGCAAAGGCGGUCCACAAAACGCUCUUUGUCGAUACCGUGGAGUUCGGCAAAGAACAUGGGGAAAGUGGGUGGCUGAGAUCAGAGAGCCCAAGAAGAGGACAAGACUCUGGCUUGGUUCUUUUGCUACUGCUGAAGAAGCAGCCAUGGCUUAUGAUGAAUCUGCGCUGAAACUAUAUGGUCAAGAAGCUUAUCUCAACUUACCUCAUCAUCAGCAAAGGAAACAAGGGCCUCCUGUGAACAACACUCAGAGGUUUAAAUGGGUGCCUUCAAAGAAGUUUAUCUCCAUGUUUCCUUCACGUAGUGGCAUGCUUAACGUGAAUGCUCAGCCUAGUCUUCAAAUUACCCAGCAAAGACUAGAUGAGCUGAGGAAAAACGGACUUCUUGAGACAUAA
Eruca vesicaria subsp. sativa (arugula) is the source of this 441-nucleotide messenger RNA. The record is from the annotation of a GenBank genome assembly. Lineage: Eukaryota; Viridiplantae; Streptophyta; Magnoliopsida; Brassicales; Brassicaceae.